Messenger RNA from Schistosoma spindalis, 546 nucleotides. Lineage: Eukaryota; Metazoa; Platyhelminthes; Trematoda; Strigeidida; Schistosomatidae. The record is from the annotation of a GenBank genome assembly.
AUGGAACCAUUUGUACAAGUGUUCUUUGCUAUUGACAAAGAUGGAACUGAAACUAUCACAAUCGAUGAAUUGAAAAAGUAUGUUGCUGAAAAUAAGCUUGAUGAAAUGAUGGUUACAAAAUGGAAAUCAUUAUUUGAUGCCAAAAAUACUGGAAAGAUAACGUUUAGUACUUUUUGUGAAGUAUUGGGUUUGAGUCCUGCACAAGCAGUAGCCAUGAAAACACAACAUCAACAAUCAGCUUCAUCGAAACUUCAUCCAGAUGUUGUAGUAAUCUAUGAACAGCUUCCAUUAGAUAAACAAAUUGCUAUCAGUAAUAAAGCAAUUGAACUAUUAACAUCUUCAAAGAAAUUGGAUGAAAAAGAUCAAGCUGUUCAAUUGAAACAAUGGUUAGAUAACACUUACGGUAAAGCAUGGCACGUUGUCAUAGUUAAAGGAUCAUUUUGGAGUAGUUAUUCACAUAGUGCCAAUAAGUGUUUUAUAUUUCGUGUACGUGAUGUAUCUUAUCUUAUAUGGAGAACACCAGAUGAAGAAAUAACCAGUACAUAG